AUGCUUGCUAAGAGAAUCUCUCCAGAUAUUUUCACAUGUACUUCAUUAAUCUAUGGCCUUUCCAUUCUGGGUGAAUUGAAAGAUGCAAUUCGUUUGUUCCAUAAAAUGACAUUGGAAAACAUCAUCCCAGAUGUGUAUCUCUAUAAUACUUUGAUUGAUGCUUUUUGUAAGGAAGGAAAGUUGAAAGAAGCUAAAAAUGUGUUUGUUGCGAUGAUAAAAAAAGGUGUAAAACCUAAUGUUAUUAGUUAUAACUCUUUAAUGGAUGGAUAUUGUAUGCUUAAACAAGUGGACAAGGCCAAGGAUAUAUUCAAUGCUAUGGCACAAAGGAAAGUGACUACUGAUGUUUAUAGCUACAAUAUCAUGAUUAGUGGAUUUUGUAAGAAUGAAAUGGUGGAUGAAGCUAUAACUCUCUUCAAAGAAAUGCAUUUUAGAAAAAUCAUUCCUGAUACGACAACUUAUAAUUCCCUUAUUGAUGGCUUGUGCAAACUGGGGAGAAUCUCAUAUGCUUUGGAGCUUGUCGAUGAGAUGUGUGAUAGAGGUCAGCCACCUGAUAUAUUUACAUACUGUUCUAUAUUGAAUGCUUUAUGCAAAAACCAUCAAGUUGAUAAGGCAAUUGCAUUAUUUAAAGAAUUUAAAGACAAAGGUGUUCAGCCUAAUGUGUGCACAUACACUAUUCUUAUCAGUGGAUUGUGUAAAGGUGGAAGAAUAAAGGAUGCACGAAAGGUUUUUGAAGAACUUUUGGUCAAAGGCUACAAUCUUAAUGUCUAUACAUAUACCGUCAUGAUCCGUGGAUUAUGUAAGAAUGGCUUGUUUGAUGAAGCAUUGACCAUCCUGUCAAAAAUGAAAGACAAUGGUUGCAUCCCGGAUGUUCAUACUUAUGAAAUCAUUAUUCUUUCCCUAUUUGAAAAUGAUGAAAAUGAUAAAGCAGAGAAAGUUUUUUGCGAAAUGAUUGCGAGAGGUCUACUAUAA
Molecule: messenger RNA, 969 nt
Organism: Vicia faba (fava bean)
Lineage: Eukaryota; Viridiplantae; Streptophyta; Magnoliopsida; Fabales; Fabaceae
Source: the annotation of a GenBank genome assembly